Molecule: messenger RNA, 8139 nt
Organism: Cheilinus undulatus (humphead wrasse)
Lineage: Eukaryota; Metazoa; Chordata; Actinopteri; Labriformes; Labridae
Product: monocyte to macrophage differentiation factor 2-like
Exons: 7
Coding region: 234-941 (235 amino acids)
Cellular component (GO): membrane
Molecular function (GO): pore-forming activity
Source: RefSeq, a predicted model, not a curated record
CCUCUGGAGGCAGCUGGGUCGGGAUGAAUCCGUCUCCCGGUGCUGCUUGAGAUGAGGAAUGAGACGACGACGAUGAGGACGACGUCUUCCCGGUGAAAAACGACGAUGUUGGUUCCGUUACAGUAGAGGCGACCGUUAGAAAACCGAGCUGAAGUGGUCAGAUAUCGGCGGUUAUUCAGGCUUUAGCCGUUCACUGUCUGUCUGCUGUCAACUGUUGCUGAUUUCCACUGUAAAUGAAUCUUGUAAGGUUUAUGAACAACCGUGUUCCUCCUAACAAGAGAUACCAGCCCACAGAAUAUGAGCAUGCAGCCAACUGUGCCACGCAUGCGUUAUGGAUAAUCCCCAGCCUGCUGGGCAGCUCAGUGUUGCACUUCCAGUCGGAGGACCAAUGGGAGCGGCUGUCGGCCUGGGUGUACGGGGCGGGGCUCAGCUCGCUCUUCAUCAUCUCCACCCUGUUCCACACCGUAGCCUGGAAGAAGAGCCACCUACGGUCUGUGGAGCACUGUUUCCACAUGUGUGACAGGAUGGUGAUCUAUUUCUUCAUCGCUGCCUCCUACGCUCCAUGGCUGAACCUGCGGGAGCUUGGCCCCUGGGCAAGUCACAUGCGCUGGUUGGUGUGGGUCAUGGCCUCUUUUGGAACAACAUAUGUCUUCUUCUUCCACGAGAGGUAUAAAAUCAUGGAGUUGAUCUGCUACACAGUGAUGGGAGUCUUUCCUGCCUUGGUCAUCCUCUCCAUGCCGGAACAGGCAGGGCUGUGUGAGCUGCUGGUCGGCGGGGCCUGCUACUGUAUGGGGAUCAUCUUUUUUAAGAGCGAUGGCAUCGUACCAUUCGCUCAUGCCAUCUGGCACCUGUUCGUUGCUAUGGGAGCUGCCAUACACUACUACGCCAUCUGGAAGUACCUCUACGCCCAGCCAGCCAAUCAGGUCCAGACUUCAAGAUGACAUCAACGCUGACCUCACAGGAAGUAGCUCAUGUAUUUGAGCAAGUUAAGGGGAUGUUGGGAGCUGUGUCCCGGUUCAGGGGCUGUCAUCUUUGGAAAGUAAAUAUUUGUCAACUCCGACUGAAAUAAGAAAUUUCUGCCUCUAAAUUAUGAUACCAGAGGUGCUUUCACUUGAUUCUUCACAGCUCAUAAAGUCAGAGAAAUCAUGUUCAUCACCAGGAAAUACUACUGACUCAACUAAAAGGUAACAAGACUGCAAAUCUGCAACACAGACUGUAUAAAUUAAGAACACAAAGCCAAUAUGAAGGAGCCCUUAAUUGAGGAAAUCCACUUAACACUUUGUUUUAAAAAGGAGAAGCAGCAUUAUUCCCUCAUCUGGUUUCUCAAAAUUGCACUUUAAUUUUUUAGUUUAAACAGCUGCCCACUGCUGGUUGUUAAAAAAGGUAGGAGUCAUUUUGCUAUGUCUUCACCUUUGCCAUAUCCUCACUUUCAAGGCAGAGACUAAGUCCACUUCUUGUAUGGAUAAGAGCAGUCCAAACUCACUUCCUGCUGUCAAGAGUGACUAUGCCCCAUUUGGGUUGAAAACAAGCCCUAAGGAGUGAAAAGGAAGAGUUCUGUGGCCUUGAGACAAAACUAGAGAGGAGUAAAUGGACAAAUAGGAGACUGGUGUUUUCUUUUUUCACUGGCUCUAGGCCAGCGAUUGCUCUGUGACAGGAGGAGCUGUAAUCUGCCUGCCUGUCAACAGAUUCUUCAAGUAUUCACUAAUGUAUUUCUAACAAAGUCAAGAUCCCACUCAUUUUUACAUGGUUCAAAUACAUACAUAAGAUAUGUGAUGACAGUUUAUAACAUCUCUGGUCAUAAAAUGGGCUUGUUUGUUAAGUUUGAUGGAGAGAGUCUGAACACACCUCAUAUAUACCAUAACUUUGUUUAUUUGUGCCCAAUGAUGCAAGGAUCUAACUGAAAUUUCAAAGUCAGAUGAUUAAUACUCUCCUCUGUCUUUUAUUGGACUUUUUUAAGGCCUAAACAUGCUCAAAAAGUCAUGAAAUUUUGCAGAUGCAUCAGGGCUUGUGAAAAUUUCAAUAUUUUGUGGGUUUUACUUAUGUGCAACAGCAACCCUUAAGAGUUUGCAAAGAUAAAGUCCCCUCCUUUAUCUUUGUCUUUUUUGGGGAGUAGAUUCGACUUGACAUAUUCUAUAAAAAGUCUCUGAAAUCUGCUAUUUUAAAUGUAUUAGUCCAAUUUUGGUUUAGUUUAGUUUUUGUCCAUUUCUAGGGGUCCUUUGAGGAUAAACUGUUCCUAGAAAAUUAAUCCAAAUCAGCUUAAAUUCAGGUUACUCAUAGUAGAGACUUUAAUGAUAAAUAGUUAUGCAGCUUGUGUACAAAACUUAUAGGGCGUGGCCAUGGUGAGCCCUGAAAUUUGCUUUUUUUUUUUUUUUUUUUUUUUUAAAAGAAACAGGAAGUUGCUUGUUGUGCAUGGUCCAAUCAGACUACAACUUUCUUUGUAUGUAGAGAGUCCAGACCUGAGGACAGUCAUAUUGUCAUGUUUUGGACAGAUUGUAGCGCCUCCUUGAAGUGACCGGAAACAGCAAGUGUUAUAAUACUGUUUAAAGCCUAACCCAGAUAUUAACAUAAAACAACUGUGUAUGAUGGGCAUAAGUCCUACAGCCCUCUCUGUGGCAUAGCCAAGACCCAAACAGGCACCUGAUCCUGGCAUGAGCGAAGGUGCGUGGGCCCAUUCAGUGCUGCUAGCAGCUCUAGUUUUUAAUGUUGUGUUGCCAAGCCCAGUCCAGAAAGGUAAUCAUUUUUAUGUUCUUCUCACUGGCUACUGAAUUCAGGCUCCUAAUAACUGUUAAACUGCAGGAGUUUGGUAUUUUAAGAAUUACUUAAGUCGCCUUUCCCAUUUAUCACCAUUCAUAAUGUAAUGUUUUCAUCCAGAAAGGGGCAAAGUUCCCAGAUGGAUUGCUCUUAUCAAUACAUUUCAUGUGCACACAUAAAGCAGAUGGCUAUUGUGAGCGUGUGAACACAUCUACACGGUCACACUAAUCAAUGCAUCCACAAUUCAUCCUAUGGGCACGUCAGUGGUUUUUUGGAAAAGCUAUCAUGCAGAAACAUUUAAUUUAGAAACAUAUGUUUGUAGUUUUAGGUAGAACUUGUAGUUUUAAGAACACUACGCACUGCUGUUGCUCAGCACCACCAUAAGAAAAUAACAUCCUCUUUCAGUCCCUCUGGAUCUUUGCGAAUUGUCUGAUACAGGACUAAAACAUUCUGUGAUUUUCAGAUGAACUUUGAUGCUGAGCAGGAGCAAAGUGCAGGACUCACUCUCCUAAGCUACAGUAUUACCUCCUACAGACCUACUUAAUGAGGUAGUCUGACAUGGGAACACCUCCUUUAAAUCAGGGCUUUUGGAACAACACUUAGGUUAAAAGGUUCAUCAUGUGGGAACUAUGUGCAGAUCUAUCUAUUAGAGUUUUCUAGCUGCAUAAAAAAUGUUUCAAGGUUUUCUCAAAUGAUUCAUUCUCCCCCAUAACUAAUAUUUUCACUAAUUAAUCAACAAUUCAUCAUGUUGUAGUAUAUAUAUUUUGGUACCUAACCUCACAAACCCGGUGGUUUUAGUGUGUUUUCCUGACUUUAUGAGUUGGCUAGAAUAAUUUAAAGCAAGAUUUAACAUUUUUCUCACAAUGAUUGUAAAAACAAAAAACCUGGGAAUAUUACACAUAACUGUUUUUGAAACAUUUUAAAAUACCGUCUGCAAUCGUAGCAGACUGUGUUAAAAAAAGACCUGUUUGCAUGAAAUCUUUAUACUUUAACGAAGGCAGCCAGUGAAUUGGGAAAAUGUUUUUCAGUACAGUUCAGUUUAAUUUAAAGGGAUGUUUAAUGUAUUUAAGGAUUCAUUCCAAUGAUCAGGGGUUGAAUGAGUAUUUUUGGAGAAUUCUGUUGAUGUGUCACACAUCCAGAUUCAGUGACCAGAUACUGAGUAGAAGGCAUUGUCUUUUUGUGAAGAAGAAGACAAUGUUUACAAAAAGCUUACUUUACUAUCAUUAUUUCUUUAAGGAUAUCAUUUUAAAUAGAAUUAUCAUCAUAAAUAGAGUUUUGUUUUAAUAAGCAUAUAUUCAGAAGGUUGCAACAUCGGUAACUCACUAUUCAAAUUCAGUGCGCCGCUAGAUAGUGUUAAAGUAACUGUUAGUGUUACUGGUUGUGCUUACAAUGUAGGACACUAUGGUUCAACAGCAGCUGCUUCAGUCAGUAUUUUACUGUGAAUUACAAGCAUGGCUGUAGAAAGUUAGUUUUUAUGUUUAACAAACAGAUAAUCAUGGUUUUAGUCAAGGAGACUUUACCUGUGUGCUUCCACAUUUAUAGCAGGUAGGUUAUCAUACUGAAUUCUAAUAGUUUACUGUUGUUGAUUAUAGGUUUAGUGAGUAAAGAUGUCAUCAGUAUGAUUAAUACAGUAUAUAUUUAUCACUGACUCAGAGUAUAUGUUGAUUUAUAUAUAUUUUCUUCUGGUGUAUUUACAGUGUCAGCUGGUUAUCUUCAUCUUAAACCAAAUAAAUUAACCAUAUUCCGAAGGCAGCCAUUUCCCUCUCAUGUCAGGCUCAGUGUGGGAAGCUAAGAAGCUGUUAUAGUGCUGUUGUCCUCCUGUUUUCAUUUCAAAUGAUAUAGAAGUAGAAAGAUUGUCAAGUUGUAAGCAUUAGCCACUUUUUAGCUGAUCUGCAACUGAAAAGAGAAACUAUAGUGAAAAUCUAAAUGUAUAAAAAUUGUUUGAACUCUUUUGGGGCCAACAGCUUAGUCAAAACAGCUAAUGUUAGCAUUAAAUAGAUGCUAGCUAGCAUAUGAUUAACUAGAUAUUACCCUUUUUACUCGUUUGGUGCAGAUAGCCAUGUCAAAAGAACUUGAAUUUACAUUAAACAUUCUAGAUAUGUCAGAACAACUAAAGUUAACUUCAGAUAAGACAAGAUAAGACAAGCGUACAGUUAGGCGGGUCUCAUGAUGUUUUUACUCAUUUGGUACCAACAUAUUUAGAAAUUGCUCAAAAAAAAACUUUUGGUAGCCAACACAUGGUUUUCUAGUUAUCCUUAUAUUUUUCUAAAUUAAUCAUUAACAUUUUGUUAGCAAUGUUAGUUGAUCCUGACUCUUAGUAAUUUAAUACACAGCUUUGUCAAAACAGCUAACAUUUAACUAUUUCUAGGCAGCAUGAGGUUAGCUAGCUAUCUUGAUUAGAAGCUAGCCUACAUCGGUGGUUCUUAACUAGUCCAGCCUCAGGACCCACCACUAACUCCAGCUAAAUUAGCAUUAAGUAGUUGAAAGCUAACAUGUGCUAAGCAUUUUCUUACGCAUUUAGUACAGAUAGUCAUUUCAAAACAACUGAAUUAGCAUCAAAUUAUUGCGAACUUACAUAUGGUUAGAUGGCUAGAAUGUUUUUUUCACUCAUUUGGUAACAAGCCUAUUAAAACAUUUACUACUUUUAACUAUUGCUAGCCAGCACAUGGUUAGAUAGCUAUCUUAAACGUCUACCUGUUUGGUAAACAGAAAAAUCAAAACAGCUAAGAUUAGCAUGAAGAAGUUAUUAACUAGCAUAUGAUAAGCUAGCUAUUCCCAAAUUUCUUUUUUUAUUCUAAAACUAAAUUUAGCUUCAGAAAUUACUAGCUAACAUAUAGUUAGCCAGCAAUCCAGACUUUUAGCAAUCAUUUGGUACACAUCAAAGUUGACACAACUAGUAUUAGCAUUAAAAGCUAGUACAUGGCAGGCCUUUCUGGCUUUUUAAACUUAAUAUUGAUCGACAGAGAAGUUUAAACAGCCAACAUUAGCAUUAAACAGUUUAUAGUUGAGAUAGCAAACUAUCUUGACUGCUAGCUAGUGUUUGUGCAUUCCUAUCAUAGUUUGGCAUUAUCAAAAGUAAUAUUCUCCAAAAGAAGUUUGAAAGAUGCCACAAGCUUUUCUGACAGUAGUUUAUUCCUUUAAAUAUUAUUGCCAGUGGCCCUCCUGGUUUUUACCAUACAGUUACUAUCAAACCAAGAGGAGAUUAAAUUGUGAUGCUUUGUGAGAUUUCCUUUUUUAUGUAGUGGAGCAAAACAGUAAAACACAGUAGAAUAAUGUGAAAACAUUUAAUCUUCCCACACUAAACAUGACAACAGAGUAAAAUGGCUGUCAUGUGAAUAUGGUGAAUAUCACACAUUAGAUAGUUUAUUAUAUCUACAGAGGGGAGAACCAUUGUCUGAUCCAGCACUGCCAGACUUACUGCCCUUACUGAUAGCACACUACGACCAUUUACAUCUCACACUUGAAAGGAAACUGAAGCUAUAGUAUUGUUGAACAAUCCGGCCCAAUAUUAAGGCAUCUCAGGUGCGUGUGCGUGAGUGUGUGAUUAUAUGUGUGUUUGAAUGAAUGUGUGCUGUACUAUCUGACUCCCAUGAAUCCAAAGCCUCUAAUCGGCUGAGUCUCUGUUUACACGUUACGCAUGUACCUUGAACACAUAAAAAGUAUAUUUGAAGCAUAUAUGUACUCUUAGUGUUGAGCUCUGUGUGACGGCACAGGAAAUUAUUGGACAAACUUUUAUAGAGUGAUUAAUAUGGCUAAAGGACCAAAAGGUUGUACAGCCGCAGUAUAAUCGUAGGUAUAAAAAGAAAAAAGUUAAAUACCUUUUCUCCUGUUGGACAUCCUCUUACUGCUGCCUGUCUCUCAGGAUUUGGAUCAUUUUGGCUUAAAAGCCUGUGAAGCCACAUUCAAGGACCACUAAAGCUGCUCCGGUGUUUGAGCACCGUCUGCAGCAACUAAGAUGAUGAAAAAGCUGCUUUCUUAAAUGCUGGCACCACCCCUUACAGCUUUACUUGUUUAUUCGCGUCUGCAAGUCCGGAAAUAGUCCAAAAAAAUUUCUUGCAAGCUCUAGUUAUUGUUAAUAUCUAUGAAGAAGAGAACUUUCUUUAAGGUGCAGAGGGGUUCAUAUAAUACCACUAUAGACAUUACAGCACAAGGGAUGUUUACAGAUCAGUAUGAAGAACUAUAAAUUUACACUAGCAUCCAAAAAACUUACUUGCCUCUGAAACAUACUGUGAUGAGCACCUAUGAGCUGAAUGUGGAAGACUUUUUUAAAUCUGAGAAAACUCUGUUUUUUGCUCCUUAUGGCCACUUUUACACAUUUUUAAGGGAAACUAGCAGACAAAUUCAAGCUCAAACAACUAAAUUUAGGGAAGGAAAACCAAGCUUUUUUUCUGAGGAAGCAAAAUACAUAGCAUAACAAAAAUGCAUUACACAAAAAUGCUGCUGAUGUUAAAGGAAGGUGCAAAUUUGCAGGAAACUGCCUCAUUUGUUGCUGAACUGCCCCUGCAGGUCUUGGGCACUAUAUUAUCUGUUGAAUUCUAUUUUAUUUAUUCCUAAAAAGCUUUUUUUGCAGUCAGAAUUAACCAAUAAGCUUAUGAAUGCAUCGUCAUAUUCUUGGGUCUAAGAAGAGAAUCUUACUGACAAAAAAAAUAUCAAAUUAAAACCACUUUUUAGAACUUUUUGUGGACACAUCAGGGUCAAACAACAACCUGGAAAAGUUAAAAAUAUAGUUAUUAUAUGUAGGUUAUUUCAUGAUCACUCUUUAAAGUUUGUUUAUGAGUUAAAAAGAGGGGUGAUCUAUGUCUAAACAAGAUAUACUCACUGAGAGGGGCAUAUGUCACUGUAGAUAUGUCAAUUUGAAUUAAACUCUUCAGAUAUAUUCCUAAAUGAGUACUUUUGAAUAUUUGUACUCUUAAGUGUUUACUUGAGCCUGCCACAAAAAGCUCAAGUGGAGUGUUUACUAUUUUGCAGUACUUGGGGGGGUUGGGGGGUUAUAGCCUAUCAUUGCCAGUAUUUUUCUGAGUAUCAAGUAUGUAAUUAUUUAACGCGUGUCUGUCUUGUCUUGAUUAUUAUAUAUCUGUGUCAUUCAGACUUACAGUGCCCACCUGACUUUGUAUAGAGAUUUCUAAACACUCCAUGAUGCCUUCAUGGACCCUCUGUACAUUGUUUAUAGACGCUCUGUGAUUGUGGAGCUGCUGACUCUGUUCUCAGUGCUGCUAGUGUUUUCUUUCUGAUCGUACAAGACUGACUAUAUUAUAUCUUGUUCUUUCUCUCUUCCAUUUUUCAAAUUGUUUUUUUUUUUGUGUGUCUGUGGUGCUUUUGUGCUGUGACAAGCCUAUAUGAUGCCAACAAUGCUUUUAUCUUUUCUAUUUCUCUUUUAAUAAAAAACGU